This is a messenger RNA of Sinocyclocheilus grahami, 3538 nucleotides long. RefSeq names its product zinc finger protein 574-like. Lineage: Eukaryota; Metazoa; Chordata; Actinopteri; Cypriniformes; Cyprinidae. Gene Ontology annotation, cellular component: nucleus. The record is from RefSeq and is a predicted model, not a curated record. Gene Ontology annotation, biological process: regulation of transcription by RNA polymerase II. The coding region runs from base 1 to 2781 and encodes 926 amino acids. The transcript has 6 exons. Gene Ontology annotation, molecular function: DNA-binding transcription factor activity, RNA polymerase II-specific.
AUGAGCCGGCGUUCGGACGUAGAACACGGAAGCCUUCACUGUGCUUACUGUGUUAACCGCGAAUAUGUUCUUCAGGCAGAUGGUUCAGUCACUCCGGUUCAGUUGCUCAAUGUUCAAAAUCUAGUUCUGGAUGAGCAGAAGGCAGGCCAGAUCCUGACCUUAGCCCAGGCUCUUCGAGAGCAAGAAAACCCAUCUAAAACUGCAGCCCCUCCCAGAACUAUGCUAGUGCCAGCCAACGCUUCCCUGCCUGGCUCCACCUCUGCGAUGCUCCGCCUACAGUUCUGCUCCGCCCAAGCAAUCGCUGAUGGUUCAGCUUCAGCUACUCUCCGCAAAGCUAAACUCCUCUCCCCUCUCUUACCUGCUGGUCCUAUCCGGCUGGACAAUGUAACCACUUUUAACCUCCUCCCUUCCUCUGGUCAGGUGAACACAUUAAAUAAGGAAAAUGAGGAGAUUUUAAUUAUCCAUCCUUAUGAGUGUUCUGAGUGUAAUCUGCUGUUUAGCACACCAGAGGAUUUCCUUCAACACCAAGGGGAGCACUUCUUAGGCCAGGACAAAGAGAGUGGGGACACUGGGGUGAUGGUGGGAUAUGAAGAUAUUUCUGGGGCUAAGGAAGAUGAAGGAAGAAGUGAUGGAUCUGAAGAGGGCAGCAAAGUUGGCAAAGUUAUUGCUGGGAGGCGUACAUACACUGCCCGCUCGGCUGGUUUGGGUUUGACGCCGUCAGCCAGCAAUCUUCGGUGUGAGGAGUGCAAAAGAACAUUCACCUCUGCCAAUCGGCUUGUGGCACACCUUCGAGUGCAUGAACAAGGAACACAUGAGUGCCCAGAGUGUGAUAAAGUGUUUAAGAAGUUGGUGUCCCUUCAGACUCACAUGCGCACACACUCUGGUGAGGCACGCUUUCUGUGUGUGGACUGUGGACAUGGUUUUACCACAGAAAUUACUCUUAUGAUACACAGGAAAUCCCAUACAUCUGAGCCACUGCACAAAUGCCCAUUUUGUGCCAAAACCUUCACCAACAUGACCAAGUUCUUGUACCAUCGUCGCACUCACAGAGUACAUGAGCCGACCGCAACAGUCUCUCAGUUUGUACUGGCCCAGCAGUCACCUCUCUCUAUCAUUCAAAGAGCAAGAGAACGAGAGGCUGCUUGGAGGAAAGAAAGACAAGCGGUGACUAUUCCUCCUGUGGAAGAUGACAGAAAAGAGUCCAGUGGCACAGAAAAUGGGCUUCAUGCUGAACCCUCAAACACAGAGCAAACCCAAAAUGGAGGGAAAAUACAGGCAGACGACCCUAACCAUUCAACUGCUGCCAAUGUGGGAGGAGGAGGAGAGGAAGAAAGUAAACUUGGGACUCUUGCUGCUGAGGAAGAGCCAAAGUUCCCUUGCUCUAUUUGUAAAAAAAGAUUCUCCUCACAGGUUCAUCUGUUGCGUCAUCGCCGAACGACUCAUACGACCGAAAGGCGCUUUAAAUGCAACAUCUGCGGGAAACCGUUCAAGAAGCAGAUCCAUCUGCGAAACCACCUGCGCACACACACGGGCGAGCGUCCGUUCCAGUGCAGCGUGUGUGGAAAGACCUUUUCCUCUCUUGCAAAUCUUUCCCGCCAUGGACUUACACACACGGGAGUCCAUCCGUACCGGUGUGACAUAUGCCACAAAGCCUUCAGCCAAUCGUCAAAUCUACGCCAACACCGUCAGCAUCUUCACAGCAACACAACGCCCUCACCCUGUCCAGACUGCUCUGCUACUUUUAUCCGUCCUGCUAAAUUUGUAGCUCAUCGUUUUCUUCACCACCCAGGGUCGCCGGCACCUUACCCCUGUCCUCAUUGUUCCGAGGGGUUCUUGCGCAAGCGUCAGCGAGACCUACAUUGCCUGGAAGAGCAUCCCAACCUGACACAGCCACAUGGCAUCUCCCAGGACUCCCAGGUUAGCAGUCAACAGGGCGCGACGGAUAAUACAGAGCAGCUAAGCACUCCUUCGAUGGCGAGACCUAAUCUGGAUUGCACUAUUUGUGGCAAGAGGUUAAACUCUCCUGCAAAUCUCCGCCUGCACCAGCUAAGUCACGGACUUGGGCCCGGCCGGCCACGAGGCUCCAGCUCUGCCACUGGGAAGUCUCAUCCCUGUCCGGUCUGUGGAAAACUUUUUGGUUCAGCCUCAAGCGUUACACUACAUCAGAGAGUACACACCGGUGAGCGUCCGUAUCCUUGUGCGAUCUGCGGAAAACGGUUUCGCCAGAACACACACCUGCGGGAGCACCUUCGCACGCAUUCGGGCGAGCGUCCGUUCCGGUGCGAGUUCUGCGAUAAGGGCUUUGUGCAGAGCAUGCAUCUGGCAGAACACCGGCGUACACACACGGGCGAGCGGCCGCAUGCUUGCGGUGAAUGUGGAAAGACCUUCAAGACGGUUUCGAACCUUAGGAACCAUCGUAAGACCCACACUCGCACCCAAAAGCAACAAGAGCCAGAACACAACGCAGAAGCAGUGACUGCAGAAUGUAACACAGCAACUUUUGCUGUUGUGGAAGCUUCUGAGAUGGACCUGGCAGCCACGGUACCAGCCUUCUGCCAGCAAGAGGUGCAGCUUGGACAGCCCCAAGUCAUUCAAAUACAGACAUCCAACCUGACACAGACUCAUGGAACUCCCACUAUCAUGUGUAACGAGCUUGGAGAGACUAUAGCCAUCAUUGAGACGAGCGGAGACCUGGCAGAGGCCAUCGAGCUGUACCACACGGCAUUGGAGAGUGGCAUCAGCAUGGAGGCCAUCACUGUGGACAGCCUGCAGUUAAUGUGAGAGAAGUGAAGAACAGGGCAGCAUUCCUGUGGCCAUCGUCUUGGAGAUUUGAAGAUUGCGAUUAAAAGAAGAGCAUAAGUGAUGUCAGAUGGGUCAGAACAAGUGAAAGCAGAGAUUGAGAGAAAGUGUUCCAAAUUCAAGACGUUCUAUUCAUUUCCAUUAAAGUCAUUGAAUGUGUGAACACGCGCACCUCAAAUAGCCGCUUUCAGAUAUUUUUCAACCUUAUUUUCAAUUUUUAAAAGACAUUUUUUAAAAUUUCAGUUAAUCUUAAGAGGGCUGAUUUUAGAGGAUGCAUCUGACUGCUCAGAUCUGUGAUUAGAUGGCUCCUGUUUUGGGACUAGAAAUGGACAGUCUGUUUUACUGAUGACACUCUUGUUCUGGCAUUUGGACAGAGCCAGAUGUAGGGUAUAAAGGCACAGAUUUCUAAAUGAAAGAAUUUCACGCAUGGACCGUAAUGAUUUCCGGUUAACAUUCUAACCUGCAGUUGUUGCAAGGAGGUAGUUUAAGGGCAUUGACCUGACGAACAAAACAACAGGGAAGAGAGAGUUCAAAACAAGUAAUGGACAGACAUUAUGCACCAUCACCGCAAUGGACACAAGAUUCCCAUGUGUUACAUCUCCCGGUCUGUACACUGACUGUUUGUAGCAUUUUUAAUGUUAUGAUGCUGAUUUGGAGAAGUGUUGCAAAUAAACAGUUUCUCUGUUUCCCUUGUAAUUGCUUUGAGGAAAUAACAGCAAUAACGACAUCACCUUAAAGG